This is a messenger RNA of Chrysochloris asiatica (Cape golden mole), 1110 nucleotides long. RefSeq names its product actin-like 10 (gene ACTL10). The record is from RefSeq and is a predicted model, not a curated record. The transcript has a single exon. NCBI's taxonomy places the organism in Eukaryota, Metazoa, Chordata, Mammalia, Afrosoricida, Chrysochloridae. Bases 1 to 1110 code for a protein of 369 amino acids.
AUGUUGGGCCGCAUCGCGUUGGUAGUGGACCAGGGAUCAGGCUUCACCAAGGCGGGUUUCGCGGGCGAGCACCAGCCGCGCCUGAUGCUGAAGAGCUCCAGUCUGGUGCCCAGCUGGGACCGACCUGUGCUGCCCGGCACGCCGGGCUGCGAACUGGCGGGCGGUGUGGCGCGGGCGCACCCCAUCAAGCACGGUGUGGUGGUGGACUGGGAAGCGCUGGAAGGGCUGUGGGAGCGCCUGCUGGUAGGCGGCCUGCGAGUGUACCCAGAACAGUGGCCCGUGCUGGUGAGCGACUCGCCGUCGGCCCCGCCCGCGAGCCGUGAGAAGGUGACCGAGUUGCUAUUCGAGACCCUGGCAGUGCCUGCGUGCCACUUGGCCAGUACCGCGUUAUUGGCGCUCUGCUCCACAGGCGCACUAAGCGGGCUGGCCGUGGAGGCCGGCGCGGGCGUGUGUCACGCCACACCCAUCUACGCGGGCCACUCAUGGCAGGAGGCCACCUUCCGACUAGACGUGGCAGGUACCACUCUGUCUCGCUACCUGCGGGACCUACUAGAAGCAGCGUGCCCGGAUCUCCGGCUGCAGACCUUGCCUCGCAAGGCCAUCACACAGCUCAAGAAGCGCUACUGCUAUGUGUCGCUGGACUUCGAGCGUGACCUCCGGAACCCUGCCUGCCAUCAGCAUGCCAGCUUCUUCAUAGGCAACGGCCGCUCGAUCCACCUCAGCAGCGAGCGCUUCCGCUGCCCUGAGCCCAUCUUCCAGCCGAGUCUUCUGGGCCUCACUGAGCCAGGACUUCCCGCCCUGGCCUUCCGGGCACUGCAGAAGAUUCCUGCAACACUGCGGAAACGCCUGGCUGACACCGUGGUGCUGGCCGGUGGCUCCACACUUUUCCCUGGCUUCACUGAGCGCUUGGACCUGGAGCUGGAGGCCCAGUGCCGGCGGCACGGUUAUGGGGCUUUGCGGCCACGUUUGGUGGCCACGCCUGGGCGCGGCACAGCUGUGUGGACAGGUGGCUCCAUGGUGGCCUCUCUGAGCUCCUUCCAAUGUAGCUGGAUGACCCGGGCCAUGUACCAAGAAUAUGGGUCUAAGCUAGUGCACGAAGUGUUCAACUGA